Molecule: messenger RNA, 2225 nt
Organism: Marmota flaviventris (yellow-bellied marmot)
Lineage: Eukaryota; Metazoa; Chordata; Mammalia; Rodentia; Sciuridae
Gene: B3galnt1
Product: beta-1,3-N-acetylgalactosaminyltransferase 1 (Globoside blood group)
Biological process (GO): protein O-linked glycosylation
Cellular component (GO): Golgi membrane
Molecular function (GO): N-acetyl-beta-D-glucosaminide beta-(1,3)-galactosyltransferase activity
Source: RefSeq, a predicted model, not a curated record
GCCUCCUUUUUAGUAGAAAUUUCAAGCAUUAUUUUUGACAGCUGCCUUCUGCUGAAUGUUCACUGGGUGAAACUGAAGGUCCUCAGAAGAAAUAAAUUAAGAAGAACCUGUGCCUUACGUCCUUCCCAGCUGCUGUGGAUGGCCCUGACUCUCUUAACUACCCUUCCCAGUAGGAUGUCACUGAGAUCCCUCAAAUGGAGCCUUCUGCUGCUGUCUCUCCUGAGUUUCCUUGUGAUGUGGUACCUCAGCCUUCCCCACUAUAACGUGAUAGAGCGUGUGAACUGGAUGUACUUCUAUGAGUAUGAGCCAAUUUAUAGACAAGACUUUCACUUUACACUUCGAGAGCAUUCAAACUGCUCUCAUCAAAACCCAUUUCUGGUCAUCCUAGUGACCUCACACCCCUCAGAUGUGAAAGCCAGGCAGGCCAUUAGGGUUACUUGGGGUGAAAAAAAGUCUUGGUGGGGAUAUGAGGUUCUUACAUUUUUCUUACUAGGCCAGCAAGCUGAAAGGGAAGACAAAAUGUUAGCGUUGUCCUUAGAAGAGGAGCACCUUCUUUAUGGUGACAUAAUACGACAAGAUUUUUUAGACACAUAUAACAACCUGACCUUGAAAACCAUUAUGGCUUUCAGGUGGGUAACUGAGUUUUGCCCCAAUGCCAAGUACAUCAUGAAGACAGACACUGACGUUUUCAUCAAUACUGGUAAUUUAGUGAAGUAUCUUUUAAAUUUAAACCACUCAGAGAAGUUUUUCACAGGUUAUCCUCUCAUUGAUAAUUACUCCUACAGAGGAUUUUACCAGAAAAACCAUAUUUCAUACCAGGAGUAUCCUUUCAAGGUGUUCCCUCCCUACUGCAGUGGGCUGGGUUAUAUAAUGUCCAGAGAUUUGGUGCCAAGGAUCUAUGAAAUGAUGGGUCAUGUAAAACCCAUCAAGUUCGAAGAUGUUUAUGUCGGGAUCUGUUUGAAUUUGUUAAAAGUGGACAUUCAUAUUCCAGAAGACACAAACCUUUUCUUUUUAUAUAGAAUCCAUUUGGAUGUCUGUCAACUCAGACGUGUGAUUGCAGCCCAUGGCUUUUCUUCCAAGGAAAUCAUCACAUUUUGGCAGGUUAUGCUAAGGAACACCACAUGCCAUUAUUAACUUUACACUCUACCAAAAAUCUAGAGAAGGGCAGGAUGCUUUGUGGAAAAGUCUUAAAGUUGGUGCUGUGGAGAACUCAUGGAAAAGUCAGUGUGCUGGCUCACACUGAACUGAGAUCAUGGAGAACCCAUAGAUUGGAGGGCCACACAUUACUAGUGAUUUAUUUUGACAAAAUUCAAGUCCCUUAAAAGUGGUAUUCAGAGGAAUUAAAUAUCUUAUAAAGGAAUCAGGUUUUUGCCUGAAAAUUAAUAGGGCCAAACAUUGAACAUGUCAUUCUAUAGACUAGAAUUUCCUAAAAGGGUUUUCUUAAUUAUAAGCUCAUUAGUCCGUAACAGCAAAGCAGUGUGGAGUUCUAUUUAUUGAACAGUUUAGUCACUUAAGGGUUUAGUGUGUAUCUUACAUGGGUUACCAAUUUUUAAAAACUAUAUAGUUCUGUGUAAAAAAAAAAAAACUUCACUGACAUUAUACUGAACAAAAUUAAUUAUAUCUGUUUUUGGUCAUUCAGAAGGCACUUAAAGAUGUUGCGGCAUUUUGGAGUUACCAGUUAUUAUUUAAUGUUACUUCAAACUUUCUGGGUGUUUAAAAUGUUAUUAUGGUGGUUUCAAUACUGUAUAAUAGAAUAGUGAAUCAAUUUUUAUAUUUGAGCUUUGUUCCAGUUACUUCAUUGAUCAGUUUAUUAUUGAUAGCCCCAUUAAUGUGAAAGUCAUAGUUCAUUUAUUGAGUAUCAGUACUCUCUUGGACUUCAUUUUAUAUUUUACUGUGGUAAUGUAAAGAAUAAUUAAAGCAAGAAAAUCUGAGUUAUUGUCUUGUUUUUGAAGCUAUAGUUCUCAGUGUUCUUAGAUAUCACUUUAUCUGUUUCAUUUUUCCCCUGGAACUUAGAAAUUAUAUAGAAUGCCAGGCAGUGUAUUUCCUUUUAGAAAGGACUCUGAAGGCACAAAAGAAGGGAGAGGACAGAAUGUUAUGAGAAGAGUGUCCUUUAUCAGUAUUUGGGUUAGAAAAACAAGACUGAAGAUCCAAGUUGCAAUGUUAAUCUUACCCUGUGUGUUUUCUCAUUAACAAUGAACUUGUGAAUAAAGAGGAAAAAAAAGAAA